Molecule: messenger RNA, 2822 nt
Organism: Vitrella brassicaformis
Lineage: Eukaryota; Vitrellaceae
Source: the annotation of a GenBank genome assembly
CUGCAAUGACAAAACGACCAACCACAGACCCCCGUACAUCGGGCCAGUCAAACCCUUCUUCUUCGGGUUAAUGCUGCUGAGCCUUGUCGCCUUUAUUGUUUCAGCGCCAUCUACAGCCUUCCGCCUCGCCAACGCUCCCAUUCAGCCCCUGACGGGCCAAGCUCUCUGGUCCAGGUCCCAUUCAACGAUGGCAGCUGAUCAUGGGAAGGACAGCAGCAGCAUGGAGACCCUGUCAAGCUUCCUGAGUGGCUGCAUCGACAGGCUGGAGCAACAUGCAUCGCCGGCAGGCCAGCACAAGCUGAAUGCAGUCCUGGGCAACACCUCUGGAGAUCUGGUGAGUGAGUGCCAUGCAAUGAGCCAGACAGAGAUGGCUUGUCUGUCUGGACUUUCUGUUGUGUUGCGUGACGUGCAGGACUCUGUCUGUGCUGCGAUUGCCAAAGCAUGGCUGCUCACGAUGGUAGGUACGGUCGUCAGACACCGGUGACACACCACAGACAAGAGAGGCUGGGCUGCUCGUGUGGGUGUGCGCGUAGACAGGCGUGCCGAGUUAUCCCGUGAUGAACUUCCCCAGUGAGGACCUGCCGCUGCGCAUCCUGCUCUUCUAUUGGCUGCAGCACGUGCUGCACGAGAGCCAGGCCGAGGCCAACAUGCUGGAGAGAUUCUGCAUCGACCAGCCGCUCAUACUCAAGGUCAGUCAGUGGCCCUACCAUACACCCGUCGCGUGGUGGGCUCUGCUCUGUCUUGCAGGGGAUGGAGACCAGUCGGCCGUGGACCCUGACGAUCGUCGACCACAACGAGCUCAGCCCCACACAGCGCGACAAGUAAGCAGUGGGCUAUGCUGGGUGCUCAGCACAGACGGCCUGUCUAUGUCACACACACCAAACAGGUGGCAGGGUCGUGUGACUCGCAUCACGGACCACCACAAGGACGAGUCGCAUGCCUAUGAGCACCAGGACGACAUCGAGAAGAACAUCAGCGACCCCUCCGUCGGCAGCUGCUGCACACUCAUCGCCGAAGAGGUAAGUAGCCAGGCCAGGUGCAGUGCCUUCUGCACUGCACUGCAUUCACAUACUCAUACUCAUCUCUCCCUGCCCUGGUACGGUGGGUGCACGGCGGUACAUGCCUGCAGUGGUUUGCGAGCGGUGCGGCGAUGCCUCGUGAAGCGGCGCUGCUGUUGCUGGGACCCAUCCUCACAGGUCAGCCAGUCAGCUAACCAUGUCACGUCACGCACAUCACGAUGAUGGUGUAAGUAACAUGACUUACUGACCAUCACAUGUGUGGUUGGGUUGCGUGUCUGGUGUUGUUCAGACACCGGCGCUUUUGCCCCCGAGCUCAAGGGGUCUCGCUGGAGCGAUCGGUGGGCGAAAGGCAUGCGGCUCCAAAAUGCUGUUUGCGCAUCCCUCCCGCGUCGAUUGGUGUGUGUUUCUUUGUAUGGACUUCCACCACACCACACCACACUGGCCACAGGGAUGAGUCAGCCCGCGAGCAGCUGUGCAAGGCACGUAGCGUAAACGAAGGGAAACUGACUUACAAAUGAUAUAUUGAUUACGCGCUGAGGUGUGGCGUUGUUCUGCGUGGCCCACAUGGUCGGUCAUGUAUGGCAGGUGGUGGGCUGGGAUGAGUCUCGGUGGCGUGAGGCCGCCAGGAUGCUACAAGACGCCAAGUUCGACGUCAAAGAGAACCUCUCCAUGGUCAGUCAGUAGGCACAUGGACUGCACGUCACAUUAUUCCAUCAGCGACUCUCUCUCUCUUUGUGUGUGUGUGCGUGUGUGUGUGUGUGUGCCAUAUAUUCACUAACUAGGGUCUGGCCAAUCUUCUGCGGUCGGACUUCAAACUGUACCACUACGGACAACUGACGGUGAAGCAAAGACAGAGGAGCGGCUAGCUACAUCAAUCAGCACACUCAUGAGGCGCGCGCGUGUGUGUGAAGGCAGGUGGGUUACUCGUCUCUGACGAUCCCUCUGGAGGCGUGCUUCACCGACACGUCUGACGACACCACCGACCACGCCCUGGUGGGUGGGUGACAGCCGGCCGAUGUCGGUUGGGUGCAUCCUGCCUGCCUGCCUGCCUGCCUGCUGGUGCCUGUGCGUCAUUCGUUCGUUCGUUCAUUCGUUCAUUUUGCAUGUGACGUGCAGAUGCACCACAUGGAGAGGAACGGCCUGGACCUGCUCAUCAUCAUGGCGUGGAAACUGCAACCAAGUCAGUCAGUCUGUGCGACAGGGAGACAGACAACCCCCGCCCAUACACACACACCCUGGCCCUGCCUGUCGUCUCCCACCUGCAGCCAUGUCCCGUGAAAUGGCGGUUUGUGUCCGGCGCGACGACGAGAGAGCCGACGGUACGGACGUACUCCUGACCUUCCUGUUGAAAGCUGGUGGGCUGAUGGGCCGUCUUUUGUCUGUUUGUCUGUCUGUCUGUGUGUGGGGCAGAGAUUGUGAGGUCCAUCGCUGGCAUCAGCGAGCUGCAGCUGUCGCCCAUGGAGCUGCCGUGGACGCCCAAGAGCACCAAACUCGCCGCGUUCUUCCAGGUAAACCAUCCCCCAUCCCAUAGAGACAGACAGCCUGGGUAUAUAUAUGUGUGGUUGGUGUCUUGUGUUGUGUUGUCUUGUGUUGUGUUGUGUUGUGAUGCGUUGUGGGUCGGUCUGUCUGUUGGGUCAGGGGAAUGACAAGGCUUCCCGGAAGAUCGCUGAGCCGCUCAUCAGAGGCUGUUUGUCGGGAGUGACAGGCUGCGAGUGACUGACCGAUAUGUAUGUGCUGUCUGUGCUGUGCUGUGCCGUUGCAUGGCGGUCGUGCUGUAUUCUAUAGGACACACACGGUGUACGG